AUGGCGUCCGCAGCGCGCGCGCCCGUGCGGCGGCAGGCCGAGUCCAACUACCUGGACGUGAACCGCGAGAUGGCGCUGCACCGCCUCGAGAGCUUCCACGCCGCGGCGCGCGGGCCCUUCGAGCUGCUGCAGAGCAAGUUCGGCUUCCAGCGCGCGAGCGUGGCCAACCAGAAGGAGAACCUGGGCUGCUGGAUCUCCAACUACCAGAUGCGCGUGCGCGCCGAGGCCCCCCAGGGCGCCGCCGAGAGCAGCGACUUCGUCACGCGCACGGCGCUCGCGCGCGUGCACAAGAAGUUCUUCAAGAACUACAACAUGUGGUGUAAGUUUCUGCGUACGCCCCCGCGCGCGUGCGACCCGGACAAGGACAACACGGCGCGCAUGGAGAAGGAGCUGGCGCUGUUCCUGCUGCUGUGGGGCGAGGCCGGCAACCUGCGCUUCAUGCCCGAGUGCAUCUGCUUCCUGUACCACAACAUGGCGGCCAAGCUCGAGUUCCUCGACACGCUGCCGGACGUGGGGGGCAUGUUCUACCUCAACGCGAUCGUGCGCCCCGUGUACCGCGUCAUCGCCAAGAUGCGCACGGCCACGGCGCCCAAGGGGGAGCGCCCCUUCGACCACCAAGACACGACCAACUACGACGACGUCAACGAGUUCUUCUGGACGAGCAAGUGCCUCGAGUGCGACGAGAUGAACGUGGCCAAGGUGCUCGAGGUGCACGACCCCAAGACCUUCAAGGAGAAGCGCAGCGUGUUCAACCCCGUGCUGGCCUUCUUCCGGGUCUGGUACUUCUUGGUCGUCAUGUUCCACGUCAUGGUGGUCAUCACGUAUGUGGCCUACAUGGCCGAGGGCGACGACGACGGCGGGCUCGGAUUUUUCUUCCGGAUUUUCGACAGCGGCCAGAAUAAAAUCCGCGCCCACGCAUUUUACUCCAUCUUCGUGACGGUCACGGGGCUGUUGGCCAUGAAGGUGGUGAUGCAGAUCUGGCUCUUCGGACUGAGGCUAUACAAGGACCUGUGGAUGGCCGUCGGAGUGUUCUGCAGACUGAUCUGGCACUCGAUGUUCUUCGCGCUGUUUAUGAUUAUCAACUUUUCCCCGGAUGAGUCGGCGCUUUUCGGCUCGCUGAGCAGUAUUUUACCCGGAGGAGGCACUGCCGGGUCGUAUCUUUCCAUGGGGUUGGUGUACUUGGCGCUUUACAGUAUCCCGGUACUGACCGCGGCGGCCAUGCGAGCGUUCUUCCCCAAUGCGAUUUGGGGCAUUCGAGUGGUGAACGCGCUGGACGGAACCAGUCGACAGUACGUGGGACGCAACACGGCGCAGCCCUGGGCCAACUACUCGCAGUAUUUCCUGUCGUGGUUUAUUAUCUUCUUCUGCAAGCUGCUGUUCGCGCUGCAGUUCAUGAUCCGCCCGCUGAUGGCGCCGUCGAUUGAGAUUUAUGACAUCACCGUGGACGACAAUGGCGUGUUCCAGUCGGGCCACAACAUCAUGUUCAUCAUCGCGCUGUGGGCUCCGAUCUUCGUCGUGUACAUGUACGACGCGCAGAUUUGGUUCAUUUUGUACCAGUCGAUCAUCGGUCUCAUCAUGGGCAAGCGCAUGAACAUUGGACACUACGUGGGACUGGCGCAGCUCAAGACGGGCAUGGCGGGAGCACCGAAGCUGUUUGAUGAGAAGGUCGUGUCGCUCAGGACCAGGAAGCCGAACCCGGAGGUCGCGACACCUGUUCCCGGUGGAGGCGACGCGGGUGAACUCCGUCACCGUGACGUUGUGCGUCUGCGGUUUGCCAUCAUUUGGAACCAAGUGGUGGACAACUUCCGUCUCAACGAUCUGCUGGACGACCGCGAGACGGUUAUCCUGCAGUACCGUAUUCUGAACAAGGGCGAGCGCAUCCAGGAGCCGAUUUUCCUCCUGGCUGGCAAGUUGUCAAAGGCCGUUGACGUGGCUGCGAAAGCGCGUUCGAGCAAGUGGGACCCCGCGACUUUGAUCAAGAACAUCGCUACUGCGGACGCCCUGGAAGGCAUGAAGAACGGACUGGACCUGGUCCGCGACAUUUUCUAUUUGCUGCUGGGCGAGGAGGAGGAGAAGGGCGCGCUCAGCGUGCUGGAGUACAUUUACUCGUCGCCCGAUGUUGUGUCCCUGCUGGAUAUGACGUACAUGCCGCAGCUUUCGAACAACAUGGUGGAGCUGCUGGCUGUGAUCCUGGAUAUGCCGGAGGAGAUUUCGUCCAUCGACUCGCUGGACAACCUGCCGGAGGAGCUGCGGAUGGAACUGCACGUCCAAGUCGCUCAAGUCGUCGACCGCCUCCGCGCUAUCGCUUUGACGAUGGAGUUGAUGCUGAAAGAUGAAUCCGUAUCGCGCAAGCUACACACCUGCAGGUUCCUGCAGGCCACCGACGACCUCGAGUUCCAGACCCAGAGGAUGAUCUACCUCUACAAGGCUGAUGCUAUGGCUGAAACGGGUUUGAUCGCCGUUCAUCCCGGAGAUGGAUCGGCCACAAUGCCGCCGCGUUUCGCCCCGGAGGACUUCAUUUCCAGUUGCACGCGCCUAUUCUUCUUGCUCCGCCUGGACGUCGCCAGCUCGCUCCCUCGUUGCGAGGACGCCAAGCGUCGCAUGGGCUUCUUCCUUCACUCGCUUGCGAUGGAGAUGCCGCGGGUGGAUUCUUUGGAAGCCAUGCCGUCGUUCUCGGUCAUGACCCCUUACUACUCUGAGACCGUGCUGUUUACGCUGGAUGAGCUGAACAACCCCGUUCACUCGAACGCGCUGUUCGCGGAGCUGGAGAAGAAGCAGAAGGAGAAGGGCUGGACAGAGCUUACGAUCAUGAAGUACCUGAUCACGUUCCACGCUGAAGAAUGGAGCAACUUCCUCGAGCGAAUGGGCGCUAGGUCGCUGGACGAGGCGCUGGAGAUCAACCCGACGGAGGUGCGUCUCUGGGCUUCGAUGCGCGGUCAAACGCUGGCCAGAACGGUGCACGGAAUGAUGCUGUACGAGGACGCGAUCCGACUUCUGCGUUGGCUGGAGGUCUACUCGCUGCGUGACAUGAACCUGCAGGAAAAGCUGGACGAGAUGAACCGCAUUUCCGCGCUGAAGUUCUCCUACAUCACCGGUUGCCAGAUUUACUCUCAGCAAGUCGCCAAGGGCGACCAUCGUGCGGAAGACAUCGACUACCUGAUGAAGAAGUUCCCGAGUUGGCGUGUGAGUUUCGUGGACACGAUCAAGGAGAAGGACGGCGACCAGGAGAUCACUCGCUAUGACGGUGUGCUCGUGAAGGCUGAAGGCAACGAGAUUGUCGAGGUUUACCGCUACGAGCUGCCUGGCAACCCGAUUCUUGGCGAGGGUAAGCCCGAGAACCAGAACGUGGCGCUGCCCUUCACGCGCGGUGAGUACCUGCAGACGAUCGAUAUGAACCAAGAGCACUACCUUGAGGAGUGUCUGAAGAUGCCGAACUUCCUGGCGACUGCGACGAGCACGGGCGAGGAGGUGACUGUGAUUGGUAUGAAGGAGCACGUGUUUACCGGUCGUGCGUCCUCUCUCGCUCGGUUCAUGACGCUGCAGGAGCUGGUGUUCGUGACGCUGACCCAGCGCGUGUUGGCCAAGCCGCUGCGCUCGCGUAUGCACUACGGCCACCCGGAUGUGUUCGAGAAGUCCUUCGUUGUGACGAGUGGUGGUGUGUCCAAGGCCAGUAAGGGUAUCAACCUGUCGGAAGAUGUCUUCAGUGGUUACAACGUUACUCUUCGCGGCGGAUUGGUGACCCACGUUGAGUUUAUGCAGUGCGGUAAGGGUCGUGACGUGACGCUGAGUCAGAUCAACGCGUUCGAGGCCAAGCUAUCCAAUGGGUGUGCUGAGAGUUGUUUGAGUCGUGAGGGUCACCGCCUGACCAACUCGCUGGAUUUCUCGCGCCUGAACUCCAUGUUCUACGGCCACUUCGGCUUCUACAUUUGCAAUGCUCUGACAGUGUUCUGUGUGUACGUGUACGCGUACUGCAAGCUGUACGUCGCGACGCACUCGGAGGUGGAGAUCACGGCUAUCAUGAAGACCGGCAGCCUCGACUCGCUGUCCAGUGUGAUGACGACGCAGUAUCUGCUUCAGUUCGGUAUGCUGACCACGCUGCCUUUGUUCGCGACUCUGUUCGUGGAGUUUGGCUUCAAGCAGGCGUCGAUGAAGGUGGUGGAGCUGUUCGCGACGUUGGGCAUUGUAUUCUACGUGUUCCUGACGGGCACGAAGGCGCACUUCUACGACGUGGCUCUGAUUCGUGGUGGCUCCAAGUACCGAGGAACCGGUCGUGGUUUCUCGAUCACGCGCGACCCCAUGGUGAACUUCUUCAAGGAGUACGGCGUCUCGCACUUCCGCAAGGCUGUGGAGCUGAUCGGCGUGAUGAUUCUGUUCGGAGUCUACGGGUCGUUUGACAUCGGCUCCGAUGCGCUGGAGGAGUACUGCGCGACUGCGGACUUCGACUGUGACACGGACCCGGAUCUGAUUCCUUCCAACAUCACGUCGCUGGCAGCGUUCAGCAGCAAGUCGCAGAGCUACGGCAUCGCCUCGCUUGCUGUGCUGUUCCUGGGUGCGUGUUGGCUCAUGGCCCCCUUCGUGUUCAACACGGACGGUCUGGUGCUGCAGAAGUCCAAGGUGGAUAUCGCCAACUGGUUCACGUGGAUGAUGCGCUCGCAGCACAAGGACGACGCCAACAACGACGAGGAGAACGGCAAGAGCGCGAGCAGUGCCGCUCUACAGCCGAAGGACGGAUGGGACGACUGGUGGAAGUCGGACGUCGACUUGAUGGUGCCUCUGGGUCCCAUGGGCCGUCUCACGUACUGCCUCCGUGAGCUGCGCCACCCGCUGGCGAUGUAUUAUGUUUUCCUGACCGAGUUCACGCUUCCGUGGCUUGCUCUGCUGUUCGGAGCUAUGGGCGCUACGUGGGCGCUGCUGUGGUUUGGAAACCGUGUGCACCACUGCGUGUCCAAGCACCGCAAGCUCAAGUCGCUUGCGGUUCAAGGCAUCCUGUACAUGGUGGGCGUCAUUGGAGGCAUCAUGCUGGUGCCACUCAUCCUUGGAGCUAUGGGCGGCUGGUCGGUGCUCAAGUGCUUCACGUUCUCCAUCUCGAUGAUCUUGGGCUUCAACUCGAUUGUGCAGUACGCCCUUGCGUUCAACGGCGUCUUCGGAAUGGAAGUGGCGAUGUGGAGCCCCAUGAUGACGCUUGGUUUCCUCAUGGACAUGAUCGUCGGCAUCUUCCUGGUGGUGCCGCUGUUCCUGCUGUCGCUGCUGCCGUUCAUGCGCAUUCUCCAGACGCGUGCCAUGUACAACGGCGGCUUCUCGCGCGCGCUGAGCUCAGGCUCGGAGGUGGCGGCGUCGCUGUGCAUCCUGCUGGGCCUGCUGGGCGGCUUCAUCCACGGCUUCACGACGUCCUUUGUCUAUACUCUUGGCUACAUUAACGACCCGGACGAGAACUUCAUGAACCGAUCGUUCUACUACUUCGUGACGACCAAGCUGCCCAACAGCGGCUCGGAGAUGCUGAGCUAUAUGGAGAACGGAUACCUGAAGAUCACCUGCGCUGGCAUGAGCAUUCUUGCCGUCCUCCUGUCGCUUCUUAUUGGGCGCGUCCUCGGACGCCGCGUGAACAUGGCGAUCGGCAGCAGUCUGAUCUUCGCGUCGCUCGGCCUCAACUUUAUCUCAAGUACAUCGAUCAUCCUGGUGUCGUGCGGCAUGGCGGCCAUGGGGUCGGCCAUGCUGGUGAUGAACUACCUGCUCUACAGCUACGAGAUCUGUACGAAGGGCUGGCGCGGCAAGAGCGUGACCAUUUUCCUGCUUGGAUCUAUGAGCGGUUGGUUCGUGCACUCGCUGCUGACGGCCAAUACGAACGCGACCACCAUCAGCGAGGACUGGGACAACAAACCGACCAAUAUGUGGCGCCUGCAGCCGAUAUUCGUCCAGCCAGCGCUGAUCAUCGCCUUCUUUGCCAUUCUGUGGUUCGUGCCCGAGAGUCCUGUGUGGCUGCUUGCCCACCAGCAAGAGGAGCCGGCCCGCGCCGUGCUCAUCCGUCUGCGUCGCCGUCAGAACGUGAACCCGGAGAUCGCAAUGGUUCAGGCCGAACUGACGCAGAAGACGAGGGAGAACCACCUCAUGUUCCGCUUGUCCAUCGUGUUCGCGCUGCAGGCCGUCUUCGGGCUGAUUAUGUCGCAGUCGCUGCUCAUCCGACGCACGCUGCAGGUGAACGCGGACGACUCGGGCAACGCCAACAACUACUGGGAGGUCUACUUCGCGCUGUGCUGCGCUACGGGCUACGCGUUCGGCAGCUUCCUGGUGGACAACGUGCGUCGCAAGACCAUCCUGAAGGAGUUCAUGCCGUUCGUGGCGCUCAUGGCGUUUACUUGCGGUGUGAUCGGAGCUGUGUCGAAGGCCGAUGGUGGCCUCGUUCAGGCGUUGUCGUGCCUGCUGUACAUCUCGGCGGGUUUGAGCAUCAUGAGCGUGACGUGGCUGUCGGCAUUGGAGAUGUUCCCGGCCUCGCGCAGACCUCUCUACUGGACGCUGUCGCUCUGCGUGUUCUACGCUGUUCAAGUGGUGAUCUACCUGCUGGACCCGUCGUUCGCGCUGGCGCACUUCAUCUUGUGUGGCUGCUCGGUGGCGCUUACGAUCGUGCUCUUCAUGUUCUGCGCCAGUACCAAGCUGGGCGCGAUCCAGACCAAGGCCGAGAAGAAGUACCAGCGGUCCAUGCGCGAGUCCGCGCCCGAAAUUGUGGAAGCGGUCGAUGAACGUGGGGACGUGGACGACCUGCACAAGCAGCAGACCCGCAUUGCGCAGACGUCGGCUGCCAUGAACCGCUCGGCAGCGUCCAACCCGGCGUCGUCCGCUGCUCAAGUCAACUUUGGCGCGUCAGGUGCUGCUCAGGUGAACUUUGGGGUGUCUGGAGCCAGCACGCGCGGCGGUGGCCCCCCUGCUAGCAGCGCCGGCUCGCGCGCGCAGGCCAACGCCACGCAGUUCGGCUUCAGCGGCGUCAACGUCACGGACCAGCCGAGCGAGUCGGCUCGUCGCAGCUCGACGCACAAUGAGACGGACCACUUCAGCUUCCACCGCCUUGCGAGCAUGGAGGACCCGGCCACCACCGGUGGCAGGCCGCAGCUGCGCUACGGAGUGAGCACGGGGCUCAGCAGCUCGCAGUCGUCGUCCACGGACUUGUCCGCCACGAACGCCGAGCGGCUGCGGCAGAUGACGCGGCUGUCGUCCACGUUCGACUUCGAAGCCGAGUUCGAGGCCGAGCACAUCGAGGACCUGCGCCAGGGCCAGAUCGCGUACCCGCGCGGCCAGCCGCGCUCCGUCUCCUUCCUGCAGUCGCAGCAGUACCCGGACGCCGAGCUGCACGCAGAGACCCAGUCCGUUCGACUCUAGGAUAGAGAUGAUGUAGUAGCGUAGGUAGGUAGGUAGGUUACAGACAACGACGGAUAAAUCCGGCAC
Phytophthora sojae is the source of this 7434-nucleotide messenger RNA. RefSeq lists its product as hypothetical. Gene Ontology annotation, cellular component: 1,3-beta-D-glucan synthase complex; plasma membrane. Bases 1 to 7368 code for a protein of 2455 amino acids. The record is from RefSeq and is a predicted model, not a curated record. Gene Ontology annotation, biological process: (1->3)-beta-D-glucan biosynthetic process; transmembrane transport. Gene Ontology annotation, molecular function: transmembrane transporter activity; 1,3-beta-D-glucan synthase activity. Lineage: Eukaryota; Oomycota; Peronosporomycetes; Peronosporales; Peronosporaceae. The transcript has a single exon.